UUGUUUUACCCUUACCAUUUGCACCUGGGAAAAUGGCGGCGUUGCAAGACGCCAAGGUUUUGCUUUUGUUAUUUUUACCUGUGACAGUUUGGGGAAGAUGCAACAUUCCAGCGUACUUUCACGGAGACUGGUACAGUAGAGAAUCUGGUACAGACAUUAGAACAUUGGUAAAUAAUGAUAAGUGGGACAGCAAUCAGGAUGACACCGAGUUAAACUGUGAGGAUUUGUUCAUCCACCCCAACCUAGGCCUUCAGCAGGAUGGCAACAAUGUUACAAUGUUAAUGGUCAAAAGUGGUGGAAGUCUCACAAACAAAUGUUACAUGUGUGUAGACGUUUUAUGGAGAACAAUCAACAUUCUACAAUAUAGGCAAGAGGACUGCAUCACGACCCAGUCCGGCAGUCAGAUUUCCCUCAAUGCCUCCUGUAAAUCUAUGAAUCCUUGGUACGGUCUGCCCAGCACUGACGUUACCUUCACAAUGUUUAGACAAGCUCCAAAGAAGAUAAAUUGUGUGACCACAUUUGAGGGCGUGUACCAGUUCUCUUAUGAAGUAGAUCAGGGGGGUGGAGGUAUCUGUAACCACCCUGACAGUCAAAUCAAAGCUUGUCAAGAACCCGGAUCUCAAUAUGUCGACAACGAAGUCUUCCUCAUGACCUAUCGCAAAUGUCAUGACGUGUCAACGUCAAAAAAUGAACAGGUGAGAUACCAGUGUAUGGGCUCAUGGUUCGCUGUGCGUAGUGGAAUCGGCUACACAUUCGCUGCCGUUGCUGACACUGUGGAACAGGAUACCAGAGAAAAGUUCAAGUGCUUGAUGACCUUGAAAAACCAGAAGGAUGCCAAGAAUCAGAUUCGAUGGGUCAUGUCUCGUUUUCCUGACUGCACAAGUUUGAGUGGAAUUUACAAGGGACCUCUUAAAUUAGUUCUAACAAGAAUUGCUCCACCCACCCAGUAUAUGAUCCCUCGCUGUAACUUGCCCAGAGACAUUGCCGGGACCUGGUUCACACAGGGACCUGAAUUCAAAUCUGACGUAAACGUCAACGAAACUCACGUCCAUUUCCACACUGGACUUAACGAGUUUGAGUUUCAGGAUGCCUUCUAUUCCUGCCAGCAAACUUUAGGAACUCGAUACUUGAUGACCAAGGUGUUAGUGGGGAAAUGUGAAGUAGACUUUGUGUGUAUGGACAUUGUUCCUCGACAUCACAGCAUUGUCAGAUACAGAAUAGGUAAGCCCGCACGACGCUUGUCCGAGACGGAACUGAAGGACCCUAAUUAUCUUGAGAUGGUGUUCCGAGAUGCCUGCAGCUGGAUGUCCUUCACCUUCAAUCGUGAAAUCAUAGACUGGAAAUACGAAGUGCUCAUCCAGAACCCUCCCACCCCCUACCCCUGUCCUGUUGGGGGUCGCUACAAUUUUAUCCAGAAUGCCGACAAAGAGAAUGAAAAAUACCAGACAAGGAUUCGAGGAGUAACACAGAAGCCUCGUGUACAGGUGGAUUGUCGCAUUGUCGUGUCCGAGAUCAAGUCCUGCAGUAACGACUUGACGAAAAUCUUUGUCGACGCUGAAUACUGCGAGACGGUCGACUACAGGGGACGGCCUAUUGGAGAGUACGAUGUGUCGGAUCACGAGUUAACCUGUGUAGGGUUCUGGAUGGAGGAUUACAAGUCCUACUUGGUCACGUGGGACGAAGAAGACGCCAUUUCUAACUUCAGAUGCUGGGUGUAUGAGAGAGCCAGCUGGACUACACUUCACAUGUCUCGAGCUCAGAAUGCCCGCUGUAACAAGAAACAGGAAGCCACGGAUUAUCAGAUGGCUGGCACGGGGUUAAUGCUGGAAAUGAUCGAAAAUGAAAGACUCUUUGAUAACUGUCCCCAACGUUUCGACUCGGGUGUGAAUCCAUACAAAUUACCAAACACCAUCUGGGUACUGAACUCAGCCAUCACUGUGAAGCCAUUCCCCUGGAUCCUCUCCCUUACUCUAUCAUUGAUCUGUGUACUGCUGUUUAGAUCGUAGACCUGUAUAUGUGUACUGUGCAAGACUGUGUGAUUCCUGAACUUCUAUAUGACGUUUUAAUCAAGUGUAUGUAUGAUUUAUUGUGCAUUUGGAGGAGUGAAUGGGUAAGAAUGGUUUAACCAAAAUGUGAAUUUUUAAAAUAUGUAUAUUCUAGCAAUUUAUGCAUAUCAAUUAUGAUAUUUGUCAUAUCCCCAUAUGUUUAUGUGACAUUUUUAUAUACCUUGUGUCAUACGAUUAAGAAAGCAAUUUUUUCGACUGAGCAUGCUUAUUUUCACAAAUUUUCUGCAGCUAGUGCAUUGCAUUCCAGUAUCAUAUCAACACCUUUUUGAAUUCCAAGAGAAAAGACUCCUUAAAUUGUUCUAGUAUUAUAAUCCUUGAAUAAAAUUUUACUUAAAAAAAAAUAGGUAUCAUUACUUUAAUUCCUUUUUCAGUUGGACUUUGGAUAAAUUUUGUUAAUACAACUUUAUUGUAUACAUUUUAUAUUUAUAAUGUAUUUUUACAAAAAUUUUGUCAACAGACAUUUGUCUUAUAAAAUGAUAUAUUUGUGAUAUUCUUUUUGGGGGGGGGAAUUGUUUUCUUUUUCUACAAAAUGAUAUAAUUUUUUAAAUGCAUUGACACACUAUUUGUACACUAGUUUAAUAUUUACAGGUUGUGAGAAGAAUAUUUUAUGUUUGUGAACAUAUUCCUGUUACUGUAGUGAUAAUUAUUAACAUAUCAUUUAGUGAUAAUUAUUAACACAUUAAUUAAAGCACUCUAUAUUUUAUGUGCCAUUCCAUGAUGGGGUUGUGUUUUAUUGUACUAUAUAUAUAGUGAUAUCUUUUUUUAUUUUAUUCUGUAUAUAUGUAAAUAAUUUCUAUCGGAACAUUUGUAUACUUCAUGCAUUCCAGACUAAAUUUACAUUUCAUCAAUUUGUUAUCAAAGAAUCAGAUGGCAAGAUAUUUUAUACAAUUUACAAAUAAAAAAAUGAAAUUGA
Molecule: messenger RNA, 2979 nt
Organism: Saccostrea cuccullata (small rock oyster)
Lineage: Eukaryota; Metazoa; Mollusca; Bivalvia; Ostreida; Ostreidae
Exons: 14
Coding region: 33-2006 (657 amino acids)
Biological process (GO): wound healing
Source: RefSeq, a predicted model, not a curated record